AUGAGGAGCGCACUAGUGGUAUGGCUGUCUCUUGUCGUCAUGGCUGCGGCCGCCGCCGCCGUCGACGAUAAACGGGAGCCGAGGCCGGUGAUCACUCCAAAGCCAAAGCCACAGCCACAGCCCGAUCCAACACCAGAGCCCACUAAACCAAAGCCCAUGCCGCAGCCGCAGCCACAGCCCGAUCCAACACCAGAGCCCACUAAACCAAAGCCCAUGCCGCAGCCACAGCCACAGCCACAGCCCGAUCCAACACCAGAGCCCACUAAACCAAAGCCCAUGCCGCAGCCACAGCCACAGCCGAAGCCGGAGCCUCAGCCGGGCCCGGGCAAACCCAAGCCGAAGCCGCCAGCGGACUUGCCGGGCACGCCCGGUCCUUGA
Messenger RNA from Miscanthus lutarioriparius, 378 nucleotides. The record is from the annotation of a GenBank genome assembly. Lineage: Eukaryota; Viridiplantae; Streptophyta; Magnoliopsida; Poales; Poaceae.